AUGAAGAAGCCUCCCCAAGAGCGAAGCAAUCGCAUGCGCCUUGACGGCGGGCUUUGCUUCGAGGUGCCACCCUGGCAGCACCAGCCAGUGGAUCUGGACCUGCACUUGACCAGGCUCCGGGAGCGAUGGGGGGUCCACCGCUCUGGUCGGACGAUGACGAGAUCUUCUGAUGAAAAUUAUCCACAGAUCUUGGAUAAUGGUGAAGUGUCUCGCACAAUGGACUCACUCCUCGCUCCGUUUCUGGACACGUACCUGCAGAACAUGCAGACCUCGUACCAGCAGCUGACGAACAAGAUCCUCGGCAAGGCCAGGGAAGAAAUCAAAAUGGCCGCCCAGAAGAGACAGCAGAUUGCCACCGAACUCGGCCGGCUAGCCGACGAGUUGAAAGUGCCAGAACUAUGCAACAUGGAACGCCGAGAGUCAAAAACAUUGGCUAGCAAGCACCUAGCUCAUAUCUACGACUGCACGGAGGCUGCUCGGUUGUCCAUCACUGAGAUGGGGAAGUACACGGAAGAAAUGGUCAAGAUUACCAAAGACCACAUGCAAUCCACGCUGGAUAAAGCUUUGAGGAGGGAAGAAGCUGAUAAGAGCGCGAAGAGCAAAGAUUAUGGGAAAGUGAACGUGACCAUCCUCCGCGACUUGGCUCGAGUUGCCGUGACUCUUGGCUACGAACUCGACCUCAGUCUGACGAACGCUCGUCGCCACAACGAACAGUCCUGCGAAAAAAUGGUCAAGUGCAACAACCGAGUGAAGAAAGAGACAGAAGAUGAUGUUGCCAAUAUGAAAGAGUUGUUGUACCAGUGUGUUUAUGCUUGAGUUGGCGCGUUAGGACUACAUCUUGAUUGGGCUGGGUAGUAAUGAGACUAAAUCACUGCAGUGGAUUCGAGUGGAUACGCCGUUUUCAGCAGAAUGAUAUACAUACAUAUUAUCAUAAAUUUUAUGAAUUUAUGAUUUAUAAUACAAAGAUAAUCUUAGCAAUAGCAAUGACAAGUAAUACGAAUACUAAUAACAUAUGAUAUCGACUAGUAAAUUAUUCCACAUUCACAUAAGCCAAUGAAAAACGAGGUCAAACCUAGUUUCAUUCAUUUUAUAUUGAAAGGGCAAUUUUCCAUUACCCUAUACAAAUAUGAUCCCUCUCCAAUAUAUAUUUUACUCAAAUACGGGUUACGGGCGAAAACGUUGCUAAUUAAAUUUCCAAGUGGGGCCUUGACUUUAGGUUUAAUUACAAUCAGCAUAGUUUGUACGUUUGUUAUCUAUUAAAUUAUUACAAUUAGAGCUUCAAACAAUCGAAAACGCUUAUU
This is a messenger RNA of Plutella xylostella (diamondback moth), 1301 nucleotides long. The record is from RefSeq and is a predicted model, not a curated record. NCBI's taxonomy places the organism in Eukaryota, Metazoa, Arthropoda, Insecta, Lepidoptera, Plutellidae.